CAUCUGUAGAAACAAAGCUAUUGUUUUCUCCUGCGGACUCAACUGUCAUCGUGUGGUCAUCCCAAUAAUACGUACAACCUACCAAGACAGCAUCGCAAGCGAACCGACGAUUCAGCCCAACACCUAUCUAGCCACUCCGACGGGUCCUGCAGGGCCAGCGGAUCCCUGUCCAGCAGAUCGCCGACCCCGCCAACGUCGCCGCCCUGGGGCCAGACUCUCGGUGAGGGGAAAAGUCGAACCGCGUGUGCCGAAGACACCUGAGGAGUCCGGACAGACAACUAGUCACCCGACCCAAGCCCGAUCAGAAAACCGCCAUCAGCCCCGGGCCAUCCGCCGAAUUACCACAUAGCUGGCCCAUUUCGCCCAUCCCUCGGCCUGCCCGCACCCGCCGACGCCUUCCUCCCACCGCCGCCGAGCGCUUCGCCAAACCCCAGAUACCCCCCCAUCCCGACAAUUUCUCCCCGUUGAAGCCCUGACAGCCGGCGGCCUUUCGCCAUGUCAAAUUCGGGCAGCUCCUCGUCGGCCCCCACCGCGGCGUCGCUGCUGCUAGGGCGCCAGCUGAAGCAGAUGAGGACCGACAAGGAUAUCCCCGGGAUAUCGGUCGGGCUCGUCGACGACAACAACCUGUUUGAGUGGGAGGUGAUGCUCAUGAUCAGCGACGACGUCAAGUACUACGGCGGAGCAAACUUCCGCGCCCGCCUCUCCUUCCCGGCUGCGUACCCGCUGAUGCCGCCCAAGCUGGUGUUCCAGAAGCCGGUCCCGUUCCACCCAAACGUCUACGACCACGGCCUGCUCUGCAUCAGCAUCCUGCACCCGCCCGAGGAGGACAAGUACGGCUACGAGGCGGCCUCGGAGCGCUGGAGCCCCGUCCAGAGCCCCGAGACGAUACUGCUGAGCGUCAUCAGCCUGUUCGCGAGCCCCAACGACGAGAGCCCCGCAAACGUCGAGGCCGCCCGCCUCCUGCGCGACGACAAAGACGGCAAGAGCAAGGACUUUAGGCGCAUAGUCAGGCGGUGCGUCAGGGAGAGUCUUGGGGAGGACUGAUUUUUUUGUUGCUUCUUUGUUGGCGGGGGAUGUGCUGGGGUUGGCUGCUGUUUUCCGUCUUUGGUCUUGGGUGAGACGCUCGCUAGUAAAGGACAUGACUGGGAGACAUAUCUGGCCUUGCGCUCCUCCGCACGACGAACCGGCGUUUCUGGAGUUUGCGGGGUAUUGGCACAGCGGGAGGCGUGUCUCGGACAAUCAAAAUUAGCGCGCCUUCAGUAUAAAUUGGUUCCUUUUUCUCUCUUUUCUUGUAUAUUCAUUGUCCUGGUCACAGUGGGCGACACAUGGCUUAUCCGCACUACCACCCAGGGAGGCAGCGUUCAAAAAAACUCAUCGCCGCAGGCUCAUAGAAACCCAGGUAUGGGGAACCCCCUUGAAAGACACGGACUACUCAGAGACAAACCCCAGAAUCCGC
Gaeumannomyces tritici R3-111a-1 is the source of this 1456-nucleotide messenger RNA. RefSeq lists its product as hypothetical. Bases 496 to 1044 code for a protein of 182 amino acids. The record is from RefSeq and is a predicted model, not a curated record. NCBI's taxonomy places the organism in Eukaryota, Fungi, Ascomycota, Sordariomycetes, Magnaporthales, Magnaporthaceae. The transcript is spliced from 2 exons. Gene Ontology annotation, cellular component: endoplasmic reticulum; cytosol.